Molecule: messenger RNA, 551 nt
Organism: Aspergillus candidus
Lineage: Eukaryota; Fungi; Ascomycota; Eurotiomycetes; Eurotiales; Aspergillaceae
Product: response regulator
Exons: 3
Coding region: 18-506 (162 amino acids)
Biological process (GO): phosphorelay signal transduction system
Source: RefSeq, a predicted model, not a curated record
GGAUAAUUGGUGUCAUAAUGCAUGUCCUUCUUGCGGAGGACAACAAUGUCAACCAACGUGUCCUCACCAAGUUUUUUAAUAAAUUCGGCUGCUCGUUUGCGAUCGUCAACAAUGGUCGUGAGGCCCUGGAUUACCUCGCCAGUCCGGCUUGCCCACCUCCAGACAUCAUUUUGAUGGAUAUCGCCAUGCCCGUCAUGGGCGGUUUCAAAGCCACAGAGACCAUCCGAACACAGCUACCAUUUAUUAAUAACCCUAAGCUCCAAAUGACUCCCAUAAUUGCCCUCACCGCUCACAUUAUACGAGGUGACGGGGAAAGACUAUUCCAGAAAGGAUUCACUGAUGUCUUGUCCAAGCCCGUUAGAUGGACACACCUCACCCAAAUUCUGUUACAGUAUCUUCGGUAUCAGCCUACUCCUGUGGGUCCUGGCUCCCCGAUGCUCAAGAUGAUGCCUGUUUGGGGUCCUUUUCCAUUCAGAAAAUUCCAGGGGCCUAGGUCUCUUCUUUGAAUUUCAAUGCUGCAUGUCUUUUAGUGAUCCGGGAUUAACAUUCUG